Messenger RNA from Zootoca vivipara (common lizard), 1689 nucleotides. The record is from RefSeq and is a predicted model, not a curated record. NCBI's taxonomy places the organism in Eukaryota, Metazoa, Chordata, Lepidosauria, Squamata, Lacertidae.
AUGUACUGGCACAUCUUAUCCUUCCUGUUCACUAUCCAGGAGAUCAACCGUGACCCUGGACUCUUACCCAACAUCACCCUGGGCUACAACCUCUAUGAGAACUUUUUCGAUGCAAGGAUGACUUCCGAUGUCAUGCUAGACCUGCUUUCGGGUGGGGAAAGCAACAUCCCAAACUAUACCUGUGGAAAAGGGAAUAAUAACCUACUGGCUGUUCUUGAAGGAGCCAGUUCUGUAAUCUCAAAACAGAUUUCGACCAUGUCAAGCAUCUACAAAAUUCCACAGACCAGCCAUGGCUUUAAUGCUCAGGCUAUGGAUGAUAAAUCCCAGUUCCCUUUUGUCUACCGGAUGCUCCCCAAAGAAGAUACUCAGUCCCAGGGGAUUGUCAAGCUGCUCCUGCAUUUUGGGUGGAUGUGGGUUGGCCUCUUUGCUCCAGAAAAUGAGAAUGGAGAAAGAGCAAUCCAGUUUUCUAAUACCUCCAUGGGUGGAAUGCAUUUGGAUGAGAAUGGGGUGCUGCCAGGCAACUAUGACAUUGUAAACUGGGUGAUGUUUCCCAACGAGUCUCGUGCCAGAGUGAAAGUUGGGAGUAUCGAAAGAGAGACAUCCGCUGACACAAAGUUCACUAUCAACCCAGAUGCUAUUUUGUGGCCCCAGAGGUUUAACCAGACUGUGCCUUGCUCCAGAUGCACCGAUAGCUGCCACCCUGGAUAUUUCAAGGUGAUUCAAGAAGGAGAGCCGGUUUGCUGCUAUGCUUGUUCUCCAUGUGCAGAUGGGACCAUCUCCACUCAGAAAGAUGCAACACACUGCACCAAAUGUCCAGAAGAUCAGUAUCCAAACAAGGACCAAGAUCAAUGUAUUCCCAAGAUUAUCAACUUCCUAGACUACGAAGAGUAUUGGGGAAUCCUCUUGGCUUCCCUUGCUCUCUUCUUAUCCUUAAGCACAGGCUUUGUGUUAGGAAUCUUCAUUAAAUACAAAGAAACUCCCAUAGUCAAAGCCAACAAUCGGGACCUCUCCUACAUCCUCCUCAUCUCUUUAUUGCUCUCCUUUUUGUCCUCCUUCCUCUUCAUUGGACGGCCAAGGAAAGUGACCUGCCUUCUCCGACAGACAACCUUCAGCCUCAUCUUCUCAGUUGCCGUCUCUUCUGUCUUGGCAAAAACCAUCACGGUGGUGCUGGCCUUCCUGGCUACUAAGCCAGGGAACAGGGUGAGGAGAUGGCUGGGGAAGAGCUUGGCCCACUCCAUUGUAAUUUCCUGCUCUAGUGUCCAAGUUCUUAUCUGCAUCACCUGGCUGGGACUUUCUCCUCCAUUCCCAGAAUUUGACAAGAGCUCCCAGCUUGGAGAGAUCAUUGUCCAAUGCAACGAAGGCUCUGUUGCCAUGUUUUACACUGCCCUCGGCUACAUGGGCUUCCUGGCUGCCAUCUGCUUCACGGUGGCUUUUCUAGCCAGGAAGCUGCCUGGGGCUUUCAAUGAAGCCAAGCUGAUCACCUUCAGCAUGCUGGUCUUCUGCAGUGUUUGGGUGUCCUUUGUGCCCACUUACUUGAGCACCAAGGGGAAAUACAUGGUAGCCGUGCAGGUCUUUUCCAUCUUAGUCUCCUGUGCUGGGCUUUUGGGCUGCAUCUUCAUGCCCAAGUGCUACAUUAUUUUACUGAGGCAUGAUCUGAACACAAAGGAGCAUCUGACUACAAAACACUAA